Molecule: messenger RNA, 725 nt
Organism: Photinus pyralis (common eastern firefly)
Lineage: Eukaryota; Metazoa; Arthropoda; Insecta; Coleoptera; Lampyridae
Product: troponin C-like
Exons: 5
Coding region: 131-586 (151 amino acids)
Molecular function (GO): enzyme regulator activity; calcium ion binding
Source: RefSeq, a predicted model, not a curated record
GUUGUGGGUGUGCGGGAUUAGAAAUCUGCUAUAAUCUCGAAUGUUUUUAUAUUGUAGCCUCCCUCGCCAACGGUUCAGUUAGUUGAUCUUUGCAUCCGUCGCUUACACAUCGCAAAACACACUCACUAUCAUGGAUGAGCUUCCUCCAGAACAAAUCGCCGUUUUACGCAAAGCGUUCGAAAGUUUCGACAGUCAAAAAUCCGGAAGCAUAUCUUGCGAUAUGGUAUCCGAAAUCCUUCGCUUGAUGGGUCAGCCUUUCGACAAGAAAAUCCUACAGGAACUGAUCGAGGAAGUCGACGCUGACAAAUCUGGACGGCUCGAAUUUGAGGAGUUCGUCACGUUAGCCGCCAAAUUUAUUGUUGAAGAAGAUGAUGAAGCCAUGCAAAAGGAACUCAAGGAAGCCUUCCGGUUGUACGACAAGGAAGGAAAUGGUUACAUCAAGACCUCCGCUCUCAGAGAAAUCUUGAGGGAGCUCGACGACCAACUAACCGAAAAGGAUUUGGAUAACCUCAUCGAGGAAAUCGAUACUGACGGUUCCGGGACCGUUGAUUUUGAUGAAUUCAUGGAAAUGAUGACGGGAGAAUAAGACUACCUACUUUCAUCGUGUUUGAUGUGUAAACUGCCUCCUUCAACAAUUAUUUGUACAAUGUUACGAAGCAAGACCGAGCGGCUACAGAUUUUUUGAAUACUAUCCAAAUAAACUAUUUUCACUAAGUAAAACAACA